Fonsecaea nubica is the source of this 918-nucleotide messenger RNA. RefSeq lists its product as hypothetical. Bases 1 to 918 code for a protein of 305 amino acids. The record is from RefSeq and is a predicted model, not a curated record. The transcript is spliced from 2 exons. NCBI's taxonomy places the organism in Eukaryota, Fungi, Ascomycota, Eurotiomycetes, Chaetothyriales, Herpotrichiellaceae.
AUGAGCCGUGGAAUCAGAAAGCUAUCGCGAUCGGCUCCAUUGUCUCUGUUCAUUGAAGCAUUGGAAGCAGAUGGCUGUGUGAUAGUCAAGGACUUUACCGAUGAAGCUACGCUUGAGAAAGCGGACUCGGAGGUCCACCCGUGGCUUGAUCAGCAAGCCAACGGGGUGAAAGUUGGCGGCAAGUUCUCUCACUUGUCGCUUCAAGGCAAAACAAGAACGGUGACCAGGCUCGUCGGGAAAAGCGCAACUGUAAGGGAGCAGUUCUUUGCCGAUCCACUCUACCAAGAUUUGUGCGAACAUUUUCUGGCACUUGAGACGACCCAUUACUACGGUAACAAGCCCGUUACGACGACGAGCCACCCGCUUCUGUCUAUCGCAAUUGCAUUUGAUAUCCCUCCUGGCACUCCUGCGCAAAAUCUCCACCGCGAUGACAAGAAUCAUCAUGCUCGCCAUAGUCAUGCCGACAAAUACACGAAGGGACGCGACAUGCUAUUAGGCCUGUUUGUUCCAGGGUGCGAUACCACCAAGGCCAAUGGUGCCACAAGGGUUGUUCCUGGCAGCCAUCUGUGGGGCGACGAUAUGCCCGAUUUCGGGGCCGAUGGUACCCGUGGAGUUGUUGACGCAGAGAUGCGCAUGGGAGAAGCAUUCAUUAUGCUGGGAAGUCUCUAUCACGGAGGUGGAGCGUAUGAGAAGCCGUUGGGGACAGCAAAAGAGGGCGCCAAAGAGAGCAGAACGGUCUAUGCCAUGUUCUCAUGCACCGGCGUGCAUCGGCAGGAAGAGGUAUCAUUUCUGUCGUAUUCAAUCGACGAAGUCAAAACAUACUCGAAGAUUGUGCAAGAACGACUAGGCUGGAAGCAAAGCGAGCCGAAUCUAGGCUGGGUCGACUUGAAGAGUCCGGAAUUCCUCCUGGCGCAGUGA